GUGCAGAUGCAAUCCCUGGACUCCAGCCUAUAGAUAACUGAUAACCCCAGCUCCUGCAGCAUGGAGGCUUGUCUGAGACUGUGCUUCUUAGGAUUUCUCAUUUUAUCAGUGAGAGGUGGAUCACAAAGCGAUGAAGAGCCCUUGGUCUUGCAGUCUCCUGAGUUCGUCUAUGCCUUCAAGGGACACUCAGCCCAGAUUAAGUGCUCCAUCUCUGAGGCGAGUAAAAUUGAUGGGCUGUAUCUCAAGAGGCGUUUUGCUCAGCCCCAGGACGUGCUGUACCUCUCCUUAGCCACAAUGAAGAUCAAUACUGAGGAGUACAAGAGUCGCUUAACACACCACGGAGAGUGCUGCAGCUUUGCCUUCAACAUCACCCAGCUGCAGCUCAAUGACAGCGACGGCUAUUACUGUGUAUGGGGCGGCUUGGACAUAGCAACGGGCAUGCUUAUGAGCUAUGAAAGUAACGGGACACUCAUUGUAGUGAAAGAGCCUCGUGUCUCGUGCCCACCAGACUCUGCAAGAUCGAAGCUGAACUUUUUCCUGAUCUUUGUUGUGAUGUCAGCCGGUGCCAUCGUGGUGUCUGUGGUCAUGUGUGUGCUGCUGUGGCACUGCACAGGGAACAAGAAAAGGUACCAGCUAAAUAAAAUACCCCAAGCAAGGCUCGAAGCAAACUCCAGGGCUCCAGCCAGCCAGCCUCUCCAGGUACUGAGACCCUCAAGCAAACCCCCAGGGCUCCAGCCAGCCGCUCCAGGUACUGAGACCCUCAAGCAAACCCUCAGGGCUCCAGCCAGCCAGCCGCUCCAGGUACUGAGACCCUCAAGCAAACCCCAGGGCUCCAGCCAGCCAGCCUCUCCAGGUACUGAGACCCUCAAGCAAACCCCCAGGGCUCCAGCCAGCCGCUCCAGGUACUGAGACCCUCAAGCAAACCCCAGGGCUCCAGCCAGCCAGCCGCUCCAGGUACUGAGACCCUCAAGCAAACCCCAGGGCUCCAGCCA
This is a messenger RNA of Polyodon spathula (Mississippi paddlefish), 992 nucleotides long. RefSeq names its product T-cell antigen CD7-like. Gene Ontology annotation, biological process: adaptive immune response. Lineage: Eukaryota; Metazoa; Chordata; Actinopteri; Acipenseriformes; Polyodontidae. The transcript is spliced from 5 exons. The record is from RefSeq and is a predicted model, not a curated record. Gene Ontology annotation, cellular component: membrane. Gene Ontology annotation, molecular function: signaling receptor activity. Bases 61 to 909 code for a protein of 282 amino acids.